AUGUGGUCUAAAAAUAAGGGUUUGUCCGACAAGGAGCUCUACGAUAUUCUGAUGCAGUCUUCAGAUGACGAGUGCGAUAAAGAAUUACCUUUAGAGCAGGCAUUUAGUGAUUUCUCGAGUGAUGAGGACCUCUCGGAUGGUGAAGCUGAGAUACACGAAGGAAGCCUUUCAUUUCAUGAGUUAGAAGAGGAAGAAGUGCAGUUACCUGACCAAUUGGAAGACGAAACUUUGCGCAAUAGGCAGUCCUAUGAUGUAGAUAAUCGUACAUGGUAUACUGUAGCGCCUAAAACAGGAAAAUCCAGAUCAUGCAAUAUCUUGCAAGAAGAUAAAGGUCUCACAAAUAGAAGUAAGGAUGUGAAUUCUAUUACUGACUGCUUCAAGCUUUUCUUUUCUGAAAAUAUGUUGGAUAUUAUCAUAAAAUAUACAAACAAAAAAGCUAACGAUUUUAUAAAGACUUAUAAUGAAUGCCAUGAAGACAAGUUGGAGACAUGGAUUGAAGUAGACACUACAGAAAUGCUUGCCUUUCUUGGAGUCCUUAUUCUUGCUGGUAGAUUCCGUGAAGCAAAAGAAAGUGUACGCAAUUUAUGGUCGACUACAAACAAUGCUUUUACCAGGCCAAUUUAUCAGGCCACUAUGUCCAGAAAUCGAUUUUCUGACAUCUUACGCCACCUUCGUUUUGAUGAUUUGUCUACAAGAGCCGAGAGAAAGGAACAAGAUAAGCUUGCCCCGAUUCGUGAGAUUACUGACAUAUUUGCUAAGAAUUGCAGAGAAUCUUACAAACCUUCAGCUUUUGGGACUAUUGAUGAGCAGUUGGUAACUUUCCGAGGUCGUUGCUCAUUCAAAGUUUAUAUACCAAGUAAACCAGGCAAUUACUAUUGUUGCAAUUUUGAAGUGUAUUUAGGAAAAUUGAAUGGCAUAGCAGAAAAGAAUCAAGGUCCUCGAGUUGUAAAAACUUUAGCAAGCCACUGGUAUGGUAGAGGACGAAAUAUAACAACUGAUAAUUUUUUCACCGACAUAACCUUAGCAGAAGAACUCUUGUCCCAGAAUCUAACAAUUGUUGGCACAAUCCGCAAAACUCGCAAAGACUUGCCGAAGAGCUUAUUAGAUAUUCGCGAAAGAGCUACGUAUUCUUCACAGUUCCUUUUUACACGGAAUCUUACCUUGGUGUCCUACGUUACGAAGCGCAAUAAAUUUGUUGUACUUCUAUCUUCAAUGCAUCAUGAACACGAUAUCGCCGGAGAAGAUCUGAAAUUCAAGCCUAGCAUAAUAACUUCUUAUAAUGAGACAAAAAGUGGCGUAGAUUGCUUGGAUAAAAUUGUACGUGAAUACAGUUCCAAAAGGAUCAGUAGAAGAUGGCCUUUACGUUUAUUUUAUAAUUGA
Sitophilus oryzae (rice weevil) is the source of this 1380-nucleotide messenger RNA. Its product is annotated as piggyBac transposable element-derived protein 5-like. Bases 1 to 1380 code for a protein of 459 amino acids. The record is from RefSeq and is a predicted model, not a curated record. The transcript has a single exon. Lineage: Eukaryota; Metazoa; Arthropoda; Insecta; Coleoptera; Curculionidae.